Eriocheir sinensis (Chinese mitten crab) is the source of this 6074-nucleotide messenger RNA. Its product is annotated as CUGBP Elav-like family member 4. The transcript is spliced from 13 exons. Gene Ontology annotation, cellular component: cytoplasm; nucleus; ribonucleoprotein complex. NCBI's taxonomy places the organism in Eukaryota, Metazoa, Arthropoda, Malacostraca, Decapoda, Varunidae. Gene Ontology annotation, molecular function: mRNA binding. Bases 564 to 1721 code for a protein of 385 amino acids. Gene Ontology annotation, biological process: mRNA splice site recognition; regulation of alternative mRNA splicing, via spliceosome. The record is from RefSeq and is a predicted model, not a curated record.
GUCGCCGCCAGUCCCGGGUUUGCGCUGCGCUGAGAAGAGCACCGUGCUAGGCUCCCCAGCAUCCUCCUCCUCCUUCUGCCCCCACCACCACCACCACCGCUACCUCCUCUUCCUCCACCUGCCCCGCCCCCUCAUGCGGCACCUCCGGCGGUCUGUGUGGACACGACGCACAUCCGUGUUUGUCUCCGGCGGCGCCUGUGCAGCAAUCGGUGCCUCCACGACGCGGGGAUAAACACCGGCACCCGUACCAUUGCUAUGCAAAUUAUAUCUCCGCGAAUGGACCCAAAACACUCGUUCCAGGUGAAAACAAAUAGAAUAACGUUGAAGUUCCGUCCUUCCGCCAUUUUGAAAAUCUGCACCUCGGAGCGAGCCAACCAGAGCAGCUGACCGAGUGAGCGAGGAAGAGAGAGAAAGAGAGAGGCGGCGGGAGAGAGUGAGGCCGGGAGAGUGAGUGCAGGGCGGGAGCGGCGGCCGUCCCCGUGUGGGAGAGCAAUGAGCCAGCCCUCCAGGUGCACCCUGAACACCGCCAGCUGAACACAGAGGACAGGAAACUGUUCGUGGGCAUGCUAAGUAAACAACAGACAGAAGAGGAUGUACGGCAGCUCUUCCAACCCUACGGGAACAUUGAGGAAUGCACCAUACUGAGGGGGCCGGAUGGCGCCAGUAAAGGUUGUGCGUUUGUGAAGUACGGCUCCCACACCGAGGCUCAAGCGGCCAUCAACACACUCCACGGCAGUCAGACAAUGCCGGUAAGUCACACUGGUGCAUCUUCGAGUCUGGUGGUGAAGUUUGCAGACACGGAGAAAGAAAGGCAAUUGCGACGCAUGCAACAAAUGGCCGGAAACAUGGGUCUUCUAAACCCCUUCGUCUUCAACCAGUUUGGGGCCUACGGGGCCUAUGCUCAAGUUAAUGUGUCAGAGCAGCAAUUCAUGCAGCAACAGGCCGCCCUGAUGGCCGCUGCCUCCCAGGGCACCUACAUCAACCCGAUGGCGGCGCUCGCCACACAGAUGCCACACGCUGCUGCGCCCCUGGCCAAUGGCAUCACCAGCCCAGUCGUCCCGCCCACUUCCGCAUCUGUGCCACUGGUGUGGGACAUUCAGAGUUCAAAAGUUGGUGCCAGUCAAGCUCAGCCCGUUAACGGCGCAUUGCCCUCCAUGCCUUCCCCUACGAUGCAGAAUUUCAAUAUAGCUCCUCAGCCAGGGCCCAAUAGCCAGCCAGGCGGGAGUGAGGGGGCUGUGUUUGCCAAUGGCCUCCCUCAAACCUUUGCUGCACCCCAGCCAAUCCCUAACGGAGAGGCGGCCACACUGCAGCCCUCAGCAGCCUACCCAGGCAUGCCUUACUCCGGCGUCGCUGUGUAUCCUGCGCCCGUGUACGGCCAGUACGCCCAGGCGCCAUCGCCCCAGCUGGCCCCAAUACCCCACAACAAGGUUGAAGGUUGCUCCAUCUCAGGACCUGAAGGCUGCAACCUCUUCAUCUACCACUUGCCGCAGGAGUUUGGUGAUGCCGAGUUGAUGCAGAUGUUCCUCCCUUUCGGAAAUGUGAUCUCCUCCAAGGUGUUCAUUGAUAGAGCCACCAACCAGAGCAAGUGCUUCGGUUUUGUGAGCUUUGACAACCCUGCCUCAGCUCAAGCAGCAAUCCAAGCAAUGAAUGGCUUCCAGAUCGGCAUGAAGCGCCUAAAGGUUCAGCUCAAGCGACCCAAGGAUGCCAAUAGACCCUACUAACGGCCGCACUCAGUAGGGGAGACCAGGGGUUCAUGAUGGAGCAGCUCUUCAAGAUUGCUGCAGAUUUAUCAUAGCUUGAGUGUGACAUUUAUAUCAAGUAUUAGGAAUCCAAAGCAUAGGUUGUAAGUAUAGAGAAGAAAGUACUUGAAAACAGGAAAUUCUCUGCAAGAUGAACACUAUUACCAUAUUUCUAUACUACAAGUGCUAAAUAUACGAGUCCAGAGAGCUUGAGUUGCUACACAGGCUGCGGGAGGCCUCACAGUGGCUGGAAUGAUGAGAUGAUCACUAAGAAGAGAUUGCCCACAAUUUUCUUCUAUUUUGUUUUUCUUUAUUUUUCUUAAGGAAGUUACAGUGAAUGGAAGUCCACAGUUGAGGCCUGUGCUGCUGUGUACACAAACUGUAUAUAUAUGUUGUACUGAGCUAAAGCACAGUACCAAAAAAUAAAAAAAAGAAAUGGGUCAAGGACUAAAGGUCCUUCCCUCCCACAUGUUGAUAGCCAUGUUAUUACUGAGAGUAUGGAAACAAUAUUUUUAAUAUUAAUAAGCCUUCUGUUAAAGUUAUAUUACGUAUCAUAAUAUUUCAGCUAUAUCAUAUUGUUAAGAAUAGUAAUAUACUUAAGACGUGCUCUAUCAGCUCUACGCCAUUUUGUGCGAGUUGGCCGGGUGACGUGGAUCUCCCAGCACCGGAUGUGUCCUAACCCGCCCCGCUGACGGGUUGCUCCUUCAGGGUACUAAGUGUUGCGUGUCUCGUGUCUGUUGCCUCACGCCCUGCGCUGUGCCCGGGCCACGCAGCUGCCACCCCCUUGGCUGUCGUCUCAUGGCUCAGUUAUCGCCCAUUUUUACCUGGUAGUCUGUGGGCUCUUUGUCCACAAGUACUUUGCUUGAAACUGGGCUGCCACAGUGGUGAUGCCAUGUGCACUGGUGCUCCUCACGCCAAACUGUGUGGUGUGUAUCCGGGCGGGGGCACCAACCACCCCGCCAGACCAGGGCGAUGAGGUCUCUUCCCAGCUCCACAGUUGGACAACCAAAGUGAUGGCCUCAAAGGGUUCAGAGGCCCUUAGUCUAGUGUCAAACUAGAGAAUUAGCUUCUCUAUACCUGUAGAUGCCUAUAGAUACAUAGAUUAAAGCGCUAGAUAGCUUUCAAGUAUAGAGGAAGUCUCAUAAAGACACACUGUAUAUAUGCUGAAGGUAACUUGGUAGGACUAUUGACCCUGCAUUUGAUCAUAUGUACAGUGAAUAGCAUAUUCACUAGACUAAGGAUACCAACGCUUAUCUCCAGUCAAUUUUAUAUCAUGAUAUAUUUUUAAAUCAUUUGUAUCCAAUGGUUUAAUAAGAUUUGUGCAUUUCUUUGUGGCUUAGAUAUUUAGACAUCUGUAUGUUUGUCAGAUCAAAGUGGCAUUAUUUUCUAGUCAAGGUGUACUUGUUAUUUUUUUAAGAUUACAGUUUUUGCAGUGAUCUUUCAUCUAUGAUCUCAGACAUUCCAUCUAGUCAUUAUUAUUAUUGCUUUAUCCACCUUUUUGGGUAUUUAAUCCCCCACAUUCUUAUUCUAAAUAAUAUGCUGUGUGUCAUCCACAUAACUUUGAACCAUUGACAGAAUUGUGCCAAGAGAGUUCAAGCUGAUUUCACCAUUACCUGGUCUAUUUUAUUUGUUUCAGAUAUUUACAUGUUAUAUGCCCUUGCGGUUUAGGAGUAAGAAUUACUAAUUUCUGAAAGAAUGAAGCUGUUUCUCUGACAUAGCAUAUCUAGUCCAGUAUGUACAUACGCACGACAGUCAGGCGUUGCAUUGCACCGGACCUGCUCUGUUGAGGAGACAAGUGCAUAUCGUCUUCAUCUCAGCUGGUUCCUCCCUAAGUAGUUUUAUCAAUAUUUAUAAGACAUAGACAUAGGAAUGGAGAAAGUAUAUUAACUAAAAUUUUUCAUUAAAUCAAAUACUAUUUGAACUUUUACAUAUUCUGAAAAGACAAAAAAAAAAUCUUGCUCAUUCCCAAAUAUUCUUACACAUUUAGUACUUUUAAGACUAGUCUCUUUUCCAGAGCAGGCUGGUACGAUAGGCCUGUACAAUUGUAAUAUUACAUAGGCCCUAUUGCCUUGCUCAUGCUGGCAUCUUGUUUUUAUCCAAGAUCAGGCUUUGUGUGCUAACAAGUUUCAGCUCGCUUCAAAGGUAAAGGACUUCUGCGUAAACAAGAUGGCAGCAACUGAGUACAACAGGGAUAUUAUUAAGGAUCGUAAGGAGAUAGCCACACCAAAGAAAUAAGAGAAAAAUACUUAAAGAAUAGUUUUAGUACAUCACAUUUAGAAAGUGCGUAGCAUAUAAUUUAUUACUAUUUAUUUAUUAUUGCUUAUAAUUUAUUAAUACAAUUGCCUAAAGGAGAGUGUAAUCUAUAAUGGUUAGUUAUCAAGGCAAUAUCAAAUCUAGUUGCUUUGGGACCAAUUUUAGUGUCUUUUGGUCAAUUCUUGUAAGAUGGUAUUGUUCAGUGAUGUGUUGUAUUCAUUUAAAACCUUCAACCCAUUUUUGAAGUGCAUUUUUAACGCCUAUGGACGACCAUAAGAUACACUCUCUGAUAUAUUGCUAAUACUUAGCCCCUAUAAAUUUUAAGGAUAUUGGUAAAUGCCCGCAUAUUAAAAAGUAUUCAUUUUCGUAUUAAUGGAGGAGACCAGGAGGCCCACACCUGCUAUAACGAGCUGAAUAUUUCAGUAGCACAGUACAUUUGCUAACGAGAAUACUGUAAACCUGACGGGAGAAGCAAACAUGACUCCAGUGUUCAAAGUGAGUUCACACCGACAAGUGUACGCCAGUAUGCUUGUCCAGAGAAGAGCGGCAUAAAGUGUCUCCAGUGAAGACGGCUGGUGACCUUUGAAGUUGACUGUCUUUCGUAACUCGUGUAAUCUGUGGAUAGCAGGGCCCUAGCAUAUCAGUGUUGCGCCCCCUCUUGCCUUGCCUGGUCAAUGACCCGGUCCUGGCGGAACUGGCUGCCUGCACGGUCUCUCGUCUUGCGCCUUGCCUUCACUGACCCCACCCCGUGCCAGGAGCUGGCAGGCCCCUUUCUGCCGACCACAUUGCCCCCACCUGCCGUCACCUUCUGUCCCUUGUGCACUGCCGCAGCCAUCCUUAUCUCACUGCCCGCUUCACUGAGGGAGGUCAGUGCUGGAGGCUGCUAUGUAGGAAUCAGGAGUGAAAGUUUUGUCUCCUGUCUGGUGCAUGCUUGGACGAGGGGCGGGCGGGGGCGAGGGUGAGGCUUGACCUGGCGCACCGCUUGUGUCUGACACAGCGCCUGCCCCUGGCCUCCUCCGUGUCACCACAAGUCGUGGGACUCACCCUUCCAGGGGUCGCCGGGUCCUGUUAAGCUAUAUGGUUGUUCAUCAACAUGGCAAGCUCUGUAAGCUUUUAUAUUGUAAUUUUCUAGACCCCAGAUUCUUCUCCUUCCAAGAGAAUUUAAUAGCAUGGUAAAAAGUAGUUAACCAUUUGAAGUAGUUUGAUAGAAGCAUAAUUUAUAUCUGAUUUGCCAUAGUUAAGAGUAGAGGCUUGAUCUGGCCACAAGGGCCAUGGGAUAGCCAGUAUCAUUGAUUAUCCACAAUCUUGUGAGGUAUUCCUGUGAAUACGCCUCGUAAGUCAAUUGUACCGGACACGCUUGUGAUCCACCACUAGCUGUGCUCCUCUAUUGCCAAAAUAGCCAGGAAUUACUGGUGCAAAAGGCCUGGGCAAGUUUUCCAUCAAGUGAUUAAUAUAGCAGAUCAGCUAGGACAGGGCCAUGUGGUACACACUCCAGUUGAACUGUGGCAUUGUGCCCAACAAUUUUCAGCAAUUUGCAAAUUUCACGUCAUCACAUACUUUGUACGUGUAUUGAAAUUCAGUAUGCAUUUCAAUAUUUGGUAAAAUAUGGCAUUGAGUUUACUAAUUCAUGUUAUCAUACUGGCCAUGCCCUCAACAACUCAUAGUUAAUUUUUUUUUAUAUACAUGUAUAUGGAAUUUUAUUUAUACAUAGCUAUGAAUUAUAUGUACUUUAAUGCGAGACUGCAAAAAAAUAUAAUUAGGCUACUUCACGAUUCAACAUACUGAAUUUAACAGGGAUAAUUGGACCUUUGUUGAAAUUGUUGCUAAUAACAUAAAUUUAUACAUUGUUAAAAUGCACAAAAUACUGUCAUUUAACAAAAUUAUAUUUCACUAUAUUUACUCUGCGAUAAAUAGCUACAUCAGUACAUCAAAAGUUGUAAAGUAUCACAAGUAGGGAGAAUCUGGGUUGUGCAAUGGUUGAGAGGGUUGCUGAUACACCCUUGGUGGUCGAUUGGGAGUGUGUAGCAUUCUUGCCCUUGUAAAAGUGAUACUUUGUAAUGAAAUAAAGAUCCAAUAUAUAUA